UUUACCCCAAAAACAUUGAUCGCGACGGGACAUGAAGUUGCGAUGAGUUGCCUCCCUUGAUAAACGCGAAAGUCGAUAAAACCAACACAAACAGACCGUCAGGAGUGUGUGGUGUGGCGAGCCGACUGUCUCGGGCAACAUGGCAACUUCACAGAAGUUAACAGAACACUUCCUGACAUGCACUAUAUGCACAGAGGUGUUUGGUAAUCCUUGCACCCUUGUGUGUUAUCACACCUUCUGUCGGAAAUGUGUCGUCAACUACACCAAAACCAGACCAGAAGCCAUGACUGCCAAGUCACUCAUGUGUCCAUUCUGCAAAAUGAUGACGAAAGUGUCUGCCCCUGAGAGACCAGUGGAGGAGUGGACUGAUGACAUCAAGCCUAGCUUUGUCAUCCAGGGACUCUUGGAUUCGUUUGGCCCGGGAGCUAAAGAUACAACAUACUGCCUUAGUUGUCGAAAGGAAGGGGAGACAACUCCAGCCACAGCUUGGUGCCCUGUCUGUGAUGAUGCUCUCUGUGACAAGUGUACGAGACAGCACAACAGCAGCCCAGCAACUCGUCACCAUGGUGUCACUGACUUUAUUGGAGAGGACAAAGUUGUAAACAGGCGAAAGGUCAUGUGUAAAGAACAUAAAGGCGAAAAUAUAAAAUUUAUAUGUAGAGAUUGCAAGAAAGCAGUUUGUCCAAUAUGUUGCACUCUCUACCACAGGAAGUGUCACUCGGUUAUCACCAUCGAGUCCGAUCCGGAGAUGCUGAUAAUUAAAGAGGAACUGACAAAUACGAAGGGAAAUUUAUACAGGAGAAAGGCGGAAAUGCAAUUAGAGAUGGAGAAAAAGAAAUCAAAACUGAAUGACGAAAUAACCAGGUACUCACAAAUGGAGACUGACAUCAAGUCUACAAGUAUCAAAGCUAUAGAAGAGAUCAAACAGAAGGAGGAGACACUUCUAAACCAACUGAAGGAGAUGUCGGCCAAACACACUGGCCACCUGAAAGCUGACAUAGAGUCCGACGAAAUGUCAGUACAGAUGUACCAACAACAGGCUGGACUGAUAGAACAGAUUCUACUGUCUGAGUGUGACAUGGAUGUGUAUGAGAUGUAUCAAGGAUGUGAGGUCGGAGAUGGGGAGACUGUUGGAGACGCAGGGUUGAAGAAGAGCGGACGAAUAGCCAAGAUCAAUUUGAGACAAGACAUGGAAAAACUGACUAGAGCACUAGACGAUCUACAGCUGGGUGAGAUAGACGUGCAGUAUGAGAGUGAGCUGGACCUAAAAUUGACUCCUGAAUUACAGGACACUAUUAAAGUCAGAGUACCAAGUGAUUCGGGUAAUGCAUACCCCGUUGACAUGACGGUUCUGGUGGUCAAUAGAACAGACACAGUGGUAGUCACGGACAACAACAAUAAGAGUGUGAAGUCCUUCUACACCAGAAACAAGAAGCAAGGUCACAGUAAGCUCAGUCUGAUCAGUAAACCGUGGGGCGUAACAAGGAUGAAACACAACCAGGUGGCGGUCACUCUGCCAGAUACCAGACAGAUUGUAACAGUUGAAGUCAACCCUGACCUGGAGCUGCUGUCAACCGUCACAACCAGCAAACAGUACUGGGGUAUAACGUCUCCGACACCAUCAACACUAGCAGCAGGUUCCCAGUCCCCUCCCUGUGUUGAUAUCCUGGAUAUGUCAGGACACAUGCUGAGGUCAAUCACCCCAGUACACCACGGUAACAACAUUUUAAGAUAUCCCAACUUCCUCUCCACCACGGGGACAGGAAAUAUCCUUGUGUCUGACAGUGGAACCGCGUGUGUUAUGUGCCUGACCCCCGGGGGAGAUGUGGUGUUCACCUACAGCCCUACAGGAGACACACUGACGGUGCCACGUGGUAUCUCAAGUACCAGCACAGGCGACAUCCUUGUUACAUACGACGCUCUUGACAGAGUGAUCCAUCUGACUGAGUCAGGACAGUUUGUCCGAAACAUAUUGACAUCACGGGACGGUGUUUGGUAUCCGUAUGGUUUGUGUAUAUCUGAACAGCAAAUAUACGUUUGUCAUGUUAUGACACGCGAGAUCAAGGUAUUUAAGUUUGGUUGAUGAUUUCACGAUAUAUUCAACAUGGUCAACAUUCACUGGAUAUACGUAACUGUGUAAGGCGGAACCUGAACAUUAGACAGGAAUGUAUAUUUGAAAGAUACGAAUUGUUGUCAUCCCAUGAUUGUGAACAUCAACACAGACAUACGUAUUGAACUGUUGUUGAAAUCAUACAUACUUCUUAUGCCAGUGAGCUUGUCAGAAACAUAGGCAACUGCAACAAUGAUAGGUGUAUAGUGUAAAUGCGUUUCACGAAUUCUUACACCCUCGAAGAUCCGGGGUAGAAUAGGUCUUCAGCAACCCGUAAGAAGCGACGAACGGGAUCGGGUGGUCAGGCUCGCUGACUUGGUUGAUGCGUGUCAUCGUAUCCCAAUUGUAUAAACAACAAAAAAACAAACAAACAAACAAGCAAACAAAUACUAGUUCUAAAUGUUAGUCCAUCACGUCCGUGAAAAAUUAAAAUAACUUGAACAGAAAGAAUAUUCCGGAUGUCAGGUUAUUUGUUCUCGUCAAUAUUUCACUUUCCAAAUUUCCGACUUAAGAUAGAUAACAAAGAUGUCCAAUAUGUGACGGAAGGAUAUGUUGAAGAUGACUCACUCACUUGAUCGGUAUGAAAUACAAAUCCUUAAGAAAUCGUUGUACAUCCAACACAAUGCAAUAUUUAUAUGCUACUGGCAUUUACUGAAGUUAAUUAAAUUACUCCGCUAGCAAUGUUUAUUUAUAACGUUGAGUGUAUGAGCAUGUAUGUGAUUAAAGUAUAUAGCAAUAA
Messenger RNA from Haliotis rufescens (red abalone), 2849 nucleotides. Its product is annotated as E3 ubiquitin-protein ligase Midline-1-like. The transcript is spliced from 3 exons. The record is from RefSeq and is a predicted model, not a curated record. NCBI's taxonomy places the organism in Eukaryota, Metazoa, Mollusca, Gastropoda, Lepetellida, Haliotidae. The coding region runs from base 140 to 2083 and encodes 647 amino acids. Gene Ontology annotation, molecular function: protein binding; zinc ion binding.